This is a messenger RNA of Elaeis guineensis (African oil palm), 1246 nucleotides long. RefSeq names its product inositol diphosphatase DSP4. Gene Ontology annotation, biological process: protein dephosphorylation. NCBI's taxonomy places the organism in Eukaryota, Viridiplantae, Streptophyta, Magnoliopsida, Arecales, Arecaceae. Gene Ontology annotation, cellular component: cytoplasm. The record is from RefSeq and is a predicted model, not a curated record. Gene Ontology annotation, molecular function: phosphatase activity.
UAAGAGUAAAAAUAAAUAUUUCGGCGGUUUAUAAAUAACCAGUGUGCCUCCGCGCUCUUCUUGUACCCGAUUCCAAAGCCUUUUGCCCUUUAGACCGUUCAUCCCAAGAAGAUCUUCGAAGAUUCCGUGAGUGAGAAGUAUAGCGAGAAGGAAUAUUCCCUCGGUCAUGAAACUGGAGAUGGGAAAGCGAACGGUCACCGCCGCUGAGGAGGAUGAGACGGAGGACGUGGUGGUGCCGGUGGCGGCGAAGAGCCGGUCGUGUUCCUACUCUUUGUCCUUUAAAGUCGGCGGCGAGGCCGUAGGGGCGGCCGCGGCGGCGGCGGCGGCGGCGGCGGCGGCGAGGGAGGGAGGGGAGGAGCUGUUCGUGCCGCCGCUGAACUUCGCGAUGGUGGACCACGGCGUCUUCCGCUCGGGGUUUCCGGACGCCGCCAAUUUCAGCUUCUUGGAGACCCUCAAACUCCGCUCCAUAUUGUGUCUUUGCCCGGAGCCCUACCCGGAGGCCAAUACGGAGUUUCUCCGGUCGCAUGGAAUUAAGCUCUUCCAGUUUGGAAUCGAUGGUUGUAAGGAACCUUUUGUCAACAUUCCAGAAGAUACAAUUCGUGAGGCUCUCAAAGUUGUCCUUGAUGUCCGAAAUCACCCACUGCUUAUUCAUUGCAAACGAGGAAAGCAUCGAACUGGUUGUGUAGUAGGAUGCUUGAGAAAACUGCAGCGCUGGUGCCUUUCUUCAAUCUUUGAUGAGUACCAGCGUUUUGCUGCUGCCAAAGCUAGGGUUUCUGAUCAGAGGUUCAUGGAGUUAUUUGACAUCUCUAGCUUAAAACAUUUAUCACCUUCCUUUUCAUGUUUGAAAAGCUCAUAGGAAAGCCAGCUGUUCUACAUUGGGAUAAAUAAUGAGUUCACUCUCCUGGAUGAUAGAGAAAUACCGCGUUCCAUUUGCAUGGUAGUAAGCUAGGAAAGAAUCCUUUCUUCACAAUGAGAAUGCUGAACUGCAUACUGCUUGGAAUAAAAGUAGUGAUGAGUUCAUUUAUGUAGUCCAUGGGUCUAGUAUGCUCAGUUCUUUUGCUACUUUUUUUUUGGAUCCCUCGCAUAUAAAUGAACAUUCUCCAGUUGCAAGAUGUAAAGUUCAGUCACAAUUUAUAGACGCCAUGUUGCAGGAAUUCUCUUCAAUUUUGUCUCUCUUAUUGAUGUUGUAAUGUUUAAGAACAUCCUUUUUUGAAUAUUUAAGGAACAACUUUGUCUCUUUCUUUUC